CUUCCCACAGACACUCCAUCUUAAAGAAGAAAACAAGUUUCAGUUGUGUCGACCAGGUGUCACUAUUGGUAUAGUACUUUUUGCACCGUUUUUUUUUUAGUGUCUGGAAAGCCUAAUCAAAAGUAUCACGUCAAUUUUCAAGUUCUAAAACCAAUUUCAUCAAGACAGUCUGGCUCUUAUUUAAUCAACUGUAACGCCACUACAGUGUGAUGUCUAUGGUGCCAGGCCAGCGUCCUCUGCACUCACGAACUGUUACUUUUCUCAACGAUGAUAAACCUAGUCCAAUCACAGUCGCUUGUGUAAAUUUGUUACAUUUGUAGAGAUUACUCCCAUAGCUAGAAAUGCUAAAAUGAAUCACCAAACUAUUGUACGUUUUUAAAGAGUUCUUCAGUCAGAAAAAAAACCUCCGAGGAUACAGCUUUCUAAUGUCCCUUGCAACCAUGCAGGUCUAUUUUGAAUAACGUUAAACAACACCAUCUGUCGGAAAACUAGCAACAGCGCAUGUGUUAGAUUAGUUUCUAUGGUAACGUUUGAGUUUCGAAAGGACGAAAAGCUUGUCCUGGAGUGACCAACGCUUUUACAAAUAAUUGUCGUGUAAGACUUUUUUUUACAUUAAUAUUCCAAGCAUUUGUUACUAAAUAGUGUUUCGGUUUAAACAUCCGUCUAACGUUACUUCUAAACAGUUUUCAUAUUAACCAUUCAGCAACGUGAGUAACAUUACACUUGGAUACUUAACUAGCAUUUCGUUUAGUUGUUACAGUAAUUCGGGCCGUUUUGAGCAUGGACAUCGCUGGCUAUGAUAAUAAGGCAGCUCUGCAGCAGAUGAAUCAGUUUUGGUCGAUGUUAGAUGACAUGUCUCAGAAUAAUCCGGAGGAGUACAGGAGCUUCAUUGAACGGCAGUUACGGGAGGGAGCGGAGUUUCACACCCCGCCGGAGCCGCACGCCUGCAUCCGGGCUCCUCUUCUGGGACCAAAGGAAGGAAUACUGUACAUUAACAUGUGCGGUUGGAAACGUGUACCAGUGCCCACAUCUCACAGUGAUCCUGUUCCUGUGUGUGGAGGACGAUUGCAGACAGUGACUGAGGAGAAAGAGCAAUACAGUGUCGUUGAUGUUGCCUUCAACCCUGAGGUUCUGCAGACGGCAGAGAAAGACAAACAUGAGAAAGAGACGCUUCACCUUCUUGCUCUGAACUUCAUCCAGCAGCAGCAUAAUCUGAAUCUGUCCCAGAGCUACAAACUCACCAAAGACAAAAUCAAAGGCAGAAUUCAGGAUUUGAAGCAGCGUCUCAUGUCACCACAAAUGUGCAAAUCUUCUGACAAAAACCCACAACCUGAACCGGCCCCUUCACUCCUACAGCAGAUCUCCUCACUGCAGCUGGCUGAGAGUAAUGAGGACUCAAGCAUCCAGCUGAACAUAGAGCGGGAGAAUAAACCAGCGCGAUCCGGUCUCAUUGAGGUGAUCUCCAGCACAGAAUCAGACCAGUCACAGCCACAACAACCCCAGCAUCAUCUCACAGUCUGUCCUGAUGGAAGCAGCUCAUCUAGGAGCCUGCAGCUGAACGUUGAGCUUCCUGGAGUGAGAUCUGUGUCACAGUGCCAGCUCAGCAUCUCUCAGGAUGAUAUUCUCCUGGAAGUAGAAGACCUUUAUUAUCUUCAUCUGCGGUUUCCUGAGUCAGUCAAGGAGGAGACAUGCACUGCAACGUUUAAUAAGAAGAAACAAAUUCUAAAUGUUACAGUGGCUGUGUUAUGAGAAUAAUUAUUUAUCCAGAAACUGAGAAUGUAAACACUAUAGUUGUUCCAUGUUAUUGCUGUCAAAAUAAAAUUAUUAUUAAUUUAAAUAA
Messenger RNA from Carassius gibelio (silver crucian carp), 1840 nucleotides. RefSeq names its product PIH1 domain containing 2 (gene pih1d2). The coding region runs from base 781 to 1749 and encodes 322 amino acids. The transcript is spliced from 5 exons. The record is from RefSeq and is a predicted model, not a curated record. Gene Ontology annotation, biological process: box C/D snoRNP assembly; rRNA processing. Lineage: Eukaryota; Metazoa; Chordata; Actinopteri; Cypriniformes; Cyprinidae. Gene Ontology annotation, cellular component: R2TP complex; cytoplasm; ribonucleoprotein complex.